Haliotis rubra (blacklip abalone) is the source of this 2838-nucleotide messenger RNA. RefSeq lists its product as uncharacterized. Lineage: Eukaryota; Metazoa; Mollusca; Gastropoda; Lepetellida; Haliotidae. The record is from RefSeq and is a predicted model, not a curated record. The transcript has 5 exons. Bases 245 to 2254 code for a protein of 669 amino acids.
UAGAUUUAUCAAUGUCCUACUGUCAUACAGCAUGUCGUAUUCUGUGUUUGUUCGUGAAGUAGACAUACUUAUGAACUGCCUGUAAAAGCAAAGACUGUUUUGGUUAUGUUGUUGUGUAUGACUAGCUUACAUCCCUGACCCUCCCUCUCGUCACAUCCUGGCAGUCUGAGGUCAGAUACACUUCCUUGUUUCUUGAUUGUGUGUCGCCUUGGCUAACACUGUCACACUGUCAUCGACGAACAUCAUGGAGGCCAACACUCUCUACAUUGUCCUGGCUCUCUGCUCACUGGGUCAUGGGUCUGAUCUGAUUCCGAUGUGUUCCAACCGGUAUGCCAACCACUCGGACUUCCCCGUCUUAUUGUACAUGGAAGGGGAUGCCAAUUCAAGUGCUCCUGUUUGCUCCUGUGAACUUCAAUCAGACAGUGAUUUCUAUGUCACAUUAAAGACCUUCAGGCCAACCAGGAAAAAUCUGGGAACUGGAAGCUUCAUCAUCCACAUGACAACUACCACCAUGUCCAGCAUGACAAAUGCAACCAAUCCCAUCAUGUCGACAUACGGCCUAGACUUGUCUACUAUGCACAAUGAUCAGGGUAGAUCCGACUGUUUGCUACAGAUGGGAGACAACACAUCACAAACCUGCUUGUUGAGUAACAAAUCAGCUAAAGGAAAUAUCACCCUGCAGACCCCUAACAACUUGUCGCAUGACGGACAUCUGUAUCUCGGCGUGUAUGGUACAGGUAGUAUUCAGUUCUGCUGUCAGCCCAAAAACUCUUUCCUGAACAACAGCUUCGAAAUAUUAAACUUAAAGACAAACAACAGGGUAGGUAACACAACUUCACCUCCAGGAGCUGCACCAAGAGCACAUGAAACAGUGAUGACUGCAGCGAUCGUCGUGUUGGGUAUUGGUUGUGUUGUCAUGGGAAUGGCCAUAGGCUGGCUCAGCCACAGGAAUAAACAGUUAUCUGAGAAAAGACACAAGAGAGCUCGGAUGAAAGCAUCAACUCACACAGACUGGCAACCUGAAGCUGAAAGCCACUAUGAAGAGAUGGAUGAAGAUCUGACAAAAACAGGAAAUAUGCAAUCCACUUCAGAAAAUGUGCAACAACUUGACACUAAAGCCUAUGAACUGGCCAAGGCCCCAGUUCCCUUGUGUGGUCCCUGUAACAAGGUCAGUGACCAGGACGACAGCCUGUACGAUAUUGCCAGUGAUCCCAACAGUGUGAGCAAAGUUUUAGCACCAUCAGGAACUGUUGACAAAAAGGAUGGUGCAUAUGACACAAGUACACCAACCAGACAACAUGCUCACAUGGCUGUUGAUAGCAUCUACGACAAAACUGUCUUCAGUGCAGAUUCCAAUACACCUGUUCCAGCGUCUGAUAAUGGUGACAAUGUUCCAGUGUCAGAUUAUGGUGAUGAACAGAGUCCAACUUCUUUUGUGCCAAGUUCCAUGUCAACAAGAGGUGAUGUCAGCAGUGUACUUCCCAGUGUUUCUGAUAGAAAGCCAAAGAAAUCAUUGGAUAAGACCACAAGUCAUUCUGCUUUGAGACUUGUGAGGCAGAAAUCUGUAGAAGUAAGGUCCCUUGAAUCUUGUGAUACUGGGAAUGAAGAUGGCGUGGAUAGCCCUGAUGCUGACAAGCAGGUGUCCCAGUCCAUGAAUGCUGCAUACAAUUCUGCAACUGAAGUUUGUGAGCAAGAGUUUGAAAAUGUGUCAUCACAAAGUUACUGUUCGGAGAGUGAAGAUGAAGAAAUCUAUGUGAAUCAGGAGUUUGGCAAGGGAAGCUGCAGCACUGGCAAUGAAGGUAAACCUUUGGAAGAUUCCAGAAGUGUAUCCCCUACACAGGAAGACAGCCAGUGGACCAGUUUACCCCCUUCAAACACAAGAGCAGACAACCAGAGGAUGAGUUUAUCCCCGUCCAAAACACAGCCUGACAACAUGAGAAAAAGUGUGUCACCUUCAAGGUCAAGGACAGACAAUCAGUUGGGUUCAUCACCUGCGAGUUGUGUGCCUGACAAUCCAGUAUUUCACAAUGUAUUUCCAGCAUCAUCAACAAGCAGCCUCUCCUCAGGUGCUUCACACACCUUGGACUUGGAUGAUGAUGAAAUGAUCUACCAGAAUGUUGCCUUGGAGAAGACCACCUCCACAGCACCAUUGCUACACAUCACUUCAGAUCCUGAAAAACCUUACGAAAACCUCAGGAGAGGACAACCUUAUGUCACUGACACCCAAAAAGCCAGCAUCACACAACAAAUCUGAUGAGGUUGUAGUGGUCCUUCUGCCGGGACCAGAUUCAAACCACGCAGAAGAGCAGGAGCCUGGAACAAUGUCCAAAACACGAUCAACUAAAAUCAGUCAGAAACAUUCGUUUUCUGUAGAUGAAACUUCUAAAAUGCAAAGACCAACAAGAAAGCACCGUACCCGUAGUGAUGACACAGAUUUGCUGAUACCUCCCAACUCAAGCUCCGAGGAAGAUGUCUUGGAGAUGGUAAACAACAACUUGUAUGAAGGCAUAAACAACAGUCCAAGGGCAACACUCAACAAAGAACCUGCUGGUCAAAUGGUCAACCCUCAGACAAAACAGGUUCCUCUGAAGCAGCUACCUGGACCUGUUGCCAGUGUCAGAUCCUCCAAUGAAAAUCUUGGUAAUGACAGUGACGAUGAGCUGGUUAUGAUGGAGAAUGAUAUAUAUGAAUGCCUGAAGGGGGGAGUGCCAUUAUUCCCCUUCCCUCUUUCUACACAGAUCAGGAUGAAGGUUGAACACACUAAUCCUAAAAGUCCCUCGGAUGAAACUGAGACAUUUGCUAAAGAAAGGCCUUGAGCAGCACAGUAUUUCAUCUUCU